GUUUGCAUCUGCUGCUCGGCCUGGCCCCUGGCUCCUUCGCUGAGUGCUUGUUGGUGUCCUGCGAGGGGUGUCCUUGCCAGGAGGCAGAGGGGCAGGGGUGCUGCAGGUGGCCCAGGAGGUGGCUCGUCCUCCAAAGGAAAGGCUGGAGGGAGGUGUGUCUAGGAUGAGUGUGUUUGGAAGGCAUUGUGGAGCUUGGAAAUACAGCAAAAAAACAAAGGAAGGUCCUCCAGGAGUGUUCUGGGCGUUAUUUCUGGGCUGUCUGUGUCAUGUCAAAGCAUUGGGGUGCUGUUGGGCAUCCCCAAGCUCUCCCAGCCAUCAUUUGAACCCCUGCCAUCAUUUCAGGGCCUGAGGAAAACAAGGCGACUUCUUCAGCCCCCCAGGAAGCCCAAUGUCACUUUGCAGAGAGGGCUCGCUUUUUAUUUUAGCGUUGCCUUCCUAACGCUGCCAGUUCUGUGCAGCGUAAACACAGCAGUUUGGCCCCGGCAUGCUUUAAAAAAUGUAACACGUAUCGACGUGGAUGUGUUUCAGAUUGCCGGGCAAAAUACAUCAGCGGUCGCCUCGCCUUGUUUCUGAAAAUUUGUUUUUUCUUCUUCCUUGUAACUCCCCUGGGACAGGGCCGACUGAAACGCAGUUGUUCAGGAAUUAAACUUCAAGGUGUUGCUCUUGGAGUGGCUGAGCUGGCAGACAACUGCAGGCAUCUGCGAAAUUACCCGACGUGUACCGCCGUUCCCUCCGCUGUCAUUUGCAUGAACUUGGAAUACGAAUUCCUAGACCACUGGGACACGGACCAAGCAGAUUCAUCCCAGAGAAGGAGACCAUUCAAGUGGGAAACGAAGACGCCAUGAUGCACACGCUGUUCACAGAGUCUUUCGCCACGCUGGGCCGACUGGACAACGUUACCUUGGUGAUGGUUUUCCACCCGCAGUACCUCGAAAGCUUUCUGAAAACUCAGCACUAUCUGCUGCAGAUGGAUGGUCCGCUCCCUCUUCAUUACCGGCACUACAUCGGGAUAAUGGCUGCAGCAAGACAUCAGUGCUCUUACCUUGUUAACCUCCAUGUGAAUGACUUCCUUCACGUCGGUGGAGACCCUAAAUGGUUGAAUGGGCUGGAAAAUGCACCUCAAAAACUGCAAAAUUUGGGAGAACUGAACAAAAUGUUGGCUCACCGACCCUGGCUUAUCACCAAGGAGCAUAUCGAGCAACUUCUGAAGACUGAAGAGAACAGCUGGUCCCUGGCGGAGCUGAUCCACGCGGUGGUUCUCCUCACACACUACCACUCCCUGGCUUCCUUCACCUUUGGCUGUGGAAUCAGCCCGGAGAUCGAUUGCGAAGGGGGUCACACCUUCAGGCCACCUUCCGUCAGCAACUACUGCAUCUGCGACAUGACAAAUGGGUAUCACGGGGUGGAUGACAUUCACGCCAGCCCAACUACUACAGAGUCCGUCUGUGAAGUUGAGGCUCUCAUGGAGAAAAUGAAGCAGCUGCAGGAGUGCAGAGAUGAAGAGGAAGCCAGCCAAGAAGAGAUGGCCACCCGUUUUGAAAGAGAGAAGAGGGAAAGCAUGUUUGUGUGUUCUUCAGAAGAUGAAGAAUCAGCACCCACAAGAGAUGUGUCUCGUCACUUUGAGGAUACCAGCUAUGGCUACAAAGACUUCUCCAGGCACGGCAUGCACGUGCCCACCUUCCGAGCUCAGGAUUAUUCCUGGGAAGACCACGGCUAUUCCUUGGUUAACCGUCUUUACCCAGAUGUGGGACAGCUCCUCGAUGAGAAGUUUCACAUUGCCUAUAAUCUGACUUACAACACAAUGGCCAUGCACAAAGACGUGGAUACCUCAAUGCUAAGACGAGCGAUCUGGAACUAUAUUCAUUGUAUGUUUGGAAUAAGAUACGAUGAUUAUGACUAUGGUGAAAUUAAUCAGUUGUUGGACCGCAGCUUUAAAGUUUAUAUCAAGACUGUGGUUUGCACUCCCGAAAAGACCACAAAAAGAAUGUACGAUAGCUUCUGGAGGCAGUUUGAACACUCUGAGAAGGGGCAAACGACCUUAUCACCUCUUCCUUUGCUAACAACCCCCUCCGCUCCACAGGUCCAUGUAAAUUUGCUUCUGGUAGAAGCUCGGAUGCAAGCCGAACUACUUUAUGCUCUGAGAGCUAUUACUCGCUAUAUGACCUGAUGCCUCCGGCUGCCUGGCGACGUUGGAAUGUUGUGCAGCUGCAGUGUGGCAGAGGAAGAUAUGAAGCCUCAGGACCAACGGUAGCUAUAAAUUAAGACGCCCAUUGUGCCAUAACUCCUUUAGUUUCAGCUAUUUCCGUGUUUGGAAUAUCGCUGCUGCCAGUAGGCAGUGAACGCUUGGCAGUUGAAAAGACAGGGUUGUGCAGAAGUGCUGCCUGAUCAUGGUAUUUUGGCUUUAGACAGCACGGGACACUCUAUGAACUUGUGGCAAUAUAGCAAAUGAUAGGCAUAUAGAUCUUCUAAGGCAAAUACGACAGGAGUUGGAGCGUGAAAAGAAGUGGGACUUGAUGACAUUUGCUUUCCCUACAAGAAUAAUCUUAGAAAACGUUGAUGCUGCUAUUUGUGCUGGUGGAGUGAACAGACCCAGGCUGUUCCAGUUAAGCUAAAAGUGAAAGUGAGCACUGCUAUUGUCUGAGCCUUUAUUGUGUGUGGUUUCAAAAAAAAGCCUCGUUACUUAGCUUUUUAAUCAGAACUCAACCUCUUCUGUCCACACUGAUGAUUUGAAAGAUAGCAGUCAAUUUUCUCAAAUAAUUUAGCCUUAAGAUGCUAGAGGACGUUUGUUCAGCAUUAUUUGGUGAGCUCCAAAGUGCAAUGGUCUUCCUAUGGAGAGGAGAGGACAUCGGUCCUCCGAGCUUUUUAGAGAUCUAACUACACGAAGUGUCGAGUAGCUUCUUGUCCUGUUUUUCAAGGGGGAACCGAUACCUGUUCAGGAGCUAGGACAAGGUGUGGGAAUGUUGUUCUAGACUGCCAAACAGUCCUACUGUAUUACAUGCCCAACGCUGGUCUUACUGAUUUUUUUGCAGUUGCUUAAAUAACUAGGCUAAAUACGAUCUAUUUUUAGUAAAUCAAAACAUGAUUAAAAAUGCUGACAUUUAAUAUACAGUGGUUUUGGAGAACACAUGAAUACUUUUGUAUGAGUGUGAAUCGCUUUUUAAAUUUGUCAGUAUUAUUGGUAUUUUUUAAAUAAAGGUAACAACUUUUUCUCUU
Anas platyrhynchos (mallard) is the source of this 3213-nucleotide messenger RNA. The record is from RefSeq and is a predicted model, not a curated record. NCBI's taxonomy places the organism in Eukaryota, Metazoa, Chordata, Aves, Anseriformes, Anatidae.